GAGGGGGGACAGGAAAAGCCAUUUAUUUAUUCCUGAAAAGAAAGGAGGUGGGAAAUUAAAAAGCUACUAUACAGCUAGACAUACGUAUUGUAAAGAGAAGGAUGCUUUGGAAGACUCUGCUGCUGCUGCUGUUCUAUUACAGUGCUCAUGCCACUGUGACCCACAGAUGGAGCAGAGCUAUGCUUUUCCCAGCUGCUCAGCGAUUCAAGAGGUCCUCAGCUGCCUUCCUUAACCCAGUGCUACAAAACUCGCUGGAAGAUGUGGUCCUGCUUUAUGAGUUUCUUUUAGCUGAGCUUGACAUUGACAAAGGUCAGAGGAUCUCCAUCAAAGAUGAGGAGCUCGCUUCACUGAGGAAGGCUGCUGAGUUUAACACCAUCUGCAACGAGAUUAUCCCCAAGAGCAUCACAGAGAUCCGCAGGCUGACUAGCAGGCUGUCUUCCUACCCAGGGGUCCUCAAGAAAGAAGACUUUGAAAGGACAGUGCUGACCAUGGUCUACACGGCCUACAGGGCUGCUCAGUCCCAGGGGCACCAGAAAGACGCUUGGGCUGAAUCCUUUGUCAAUCUUUACAAAGCCCUGAAGCACGACUUGAUGUUCCCAUACAACAAAGAGCCAUCAUAGUGGGAGACUUGAUGCAACGGCAACUCAGCCACCUCUUCUGGUUGAUAAGGGACACAUGUAGCACGUACUCCACUU
Messenger RNA from Fulmarus glacialis (Northern fulmar), 695 nucleotides. It is a transcript of the gene FAM180A, whose product is annotated as family with sequence similarity 180, member A. The transcript is spliced from 3 exons. Bases 102 to 620 code for a protein of 172 amino acids. The record is from RefSeq and is a predicted model, not a curated record. Lineage: Eukaryota; Metazoa; Chordata; Aves; Procellariiformes; Procellariidae.